GGGCGGGAGCCGGGACCCGAGCCGGGAGAAGAGUUCGAGAUCGUGGACCGGAGCCAGCUGCCCAGCCCUGGCGAACUGCGCAGCGCAGCUAAGCCGCGGACUGGGCCGGAGGGGUGGUCGGCGCCCAUCCUGACCCUGGCGCGAAAGGCCACCGGCAACCUGUCGGCGAGUUGCGGGAGCGCGCUGCGCGCGGCCGCGGGGCUAGGCGGCGCGGACAGCGGCACGGACGGCGCGGCGCGCGCAGCUUCCAGGUGCCAGAUGAUGGAGGAGCGUGCCAACUUGAUGCACAUGAUGAAACUUAGCGUCAAAGUCUUGCUGCAGUCCGCCCUGAGCCUGGGCCGCAGCCUGGAUGCGGACCAUGCCCCCUUGCAGCAGUUCUUCGUAGUGAUGGAGCACUGCCUCAAACACGGGCUGAAAGUUAAGAAGAGCUUUAUUGGCCAAAAUAAAUCUUUCUUCGGUCCUUUGGAGCUGGUGGAGAAACUUUGCCCAGAAGCAUCGGAUAUAGCCACUAGCGUCAGAAACCUGCCAGAAUUAAAGACGGCUGUGGGAAGAGGCAGAGCCUGGCUGUAUCUUGCACUCAUGCAGAAGAAACUGGCAGAUUAUCUGAAAGUGCUCAUAGACAAUAAACAUCUCUUAAGUGAGUUCUACGAGCCCGAAGCAUUAAUGAUGGAGGAAGAAGGGAUGGUGAUUGUCGGUCUGCUGGUGGGACUCAAUGUUCUUGAUGCCAAUCUCUGCUUAAAAGGAGAAGACUUGGAUUCUCAGGUUGGCGUGAUUGAUUUUUCCCUCUACCUUAAGGAUGUGCAGGAGCUUGAUGGUGGCAAAGAGCACGAAAGAAUUACUGAUGUCCUUGAUCAAAAAAAUUACGUGGAAGAACUUAACCGGCACUUAAGCUGCACAGUUGGGGAUCUUCAAAGCAAGAUAGAUGGCUUGGAAAAGACGAAUUCAAAACUUCAAGAAGAGCUUUCAGCUGCGACAGACCGGAUCUGUUCGCUUCAAGAAGAGCAGCAACAAUUGAGAGAACAAAACGAGUUAAUUCGCGAAAGAAGUGAGAAGAGCGUGGAGAUAACAAAACAAGACACCAAAGUUGAGCUGGAAACUUACAAGCAAACUCGGCAAGGUCUGGAUGAAAUGUAUAGCGAUGUGUGGAAGCAGCUGAAAGAAGAGAAGAAAGUCCGUUUGGAACUAGAAAAAGAACUGGAGUUACAGAUUGGAAUGAAGACAGAAAUGGAAAUUGCCAUGAAGCUGCUUGAAAAGGACACCCACGAGAAGCAGGACACCCUGGUCGCCCUCCGCCAGCAGCUGGAAGAAGUCAAAGCGAUUAAUUUACAGAUGUUCCACAAAGUUCAGAGUGCAGAGAGCUGUUUACAGCAGAAGGAUGAAGCCAUCACAUCUUUCGAAGAAAAAAACAACCAAGUUAUGUCCAGCAUGAAACAGAUGGAAGAAAGGUUACAGCUCUCAGAGAGGGCGCGUCGCGGGGCGGAGGAGCGGAGCCACAAGCUGCAGCAGGAGCUGGGCGGCCGGACGUGCGCGCUGCAGCAGCAGCUCUCCCAGCUGCAUGAGCAGUGCUCGAGUCUAGAGAAAGAGUUGAAAUCAGAAAAAGAACAGAGACAGGCUCUUCAGCGAGAAUUACAGCAGGAGAAAGACACUUCUUCUCUACUCCGAGCAGAACUACAGCAAGUGGAAGGAUUAAAAAAGGAGCUGCGGGAGCUCCAGGACGAGAAGGUGGAGUUACAGAAGGUUUGCGAGGAGCAGGAACAAGCCCUCCAGGAAAUGGGCCUGCACCUCAGCCAGUCAAAGCUCAAGAUGGAAGACAUCAAAGAAGUGAACAAGGCGCUAAAGGGCCAUACCUGGCUGAAGGAUGAUGAAGCCACGCACUGUAAGCAGUGUGAAAAGGAGUUCUCCAUCUCCCGGAGGAAGCACCACUGCCGCCACUGUGGCCACAUCUUCUGCAACACGUGUUCCAGCAACGAGCUGGCCCUGCCCUCCUACCCCAGGCCCGUGCGCGUCUGCGACAGCUGCCACACCCUGCUUCUGCAGCGCUGCUCCUCCACUGGCUCCUGAGCGUAGGAGGGGUCCCCAGGAGCUGACGGGGACUGAGGGGGGUUGAUCAAGUCUGCUGCCAGAGGGAAUCGCAGGAAGGACUCCACUCCUCGCAGGGUCUGCCAGGGAGGCACGCACCCUUCCAGAACAUCUGGAUCGAAACUCUUCCUUCUCCCUUGGCCGCAUCACCAGCUUUGGCUACCAUGUAACUUCAGGAUUUUGCUACUGUCAUUUUUUCACUUUUCACACAGUGGAGUGGUUUUCCAGCAGUUGCACUAGUGUAGUGAGCACCCUGUGCCCCUCUUCCCACCCACCCCCCCACACUGUGCCUUCCCUGCUUCCAAGUCUGGCCAUGUCACACCCUUGUGAAUGCAUCUCAAGAUCUGCAAUAAAAUUCUUUAUUUUUCACUCUGCUGCA
Messenger RNA from Neogale vison (American mink), 2458 nucleotides. RefSeq names its product RUN and FYVE domain containing 1 (gene RUFY1). NCBI's taxonomy places the organism in Eukaryota, Metazoa, Chordata, Mammalia, Carnivora, Mustelidae. The transcript has 18 exons. The record is from RefSeq and is a predicted model, not a curated record. Gene Ontology annotation, molecular function: metal ion binding. Gene Ontology annotation, cellular component: cytoplasm. Gene Ontology annotation, biological process: regulation of endocytosis; protein transport. Bases 259 to 2061 code for a protein of 600 amino acids.